AUGGAAAAAUACGUAUCUUUGACGGUACAACUAUUGUGGGAUAAGUACAUAUUUGAUUCAGAAAUCUCAGAGGGCGGAUUCGGAUUAGUAUACAAAGUCAAAAACACUUAAGAUCAGAAAUUCUAUGCGAUGAAAAUACAAAAUCUAAAAUAACUUAUCAACAAAACUCCAAAUAACUUUAGCAACGAGAUUAUCCGCAUCUUCAGAGAAGUAAAUACUUUCAAACUAAGCCAUUAAAACAUAACCAAAUUCAUAGAGUCUUACUUUACUCAUGACAAUAAAUUCGUCAUCAUUACUGAGCUUGCCGAGACUGACCUCAGAAAUUUCAGAGAAAAUAAUUCAGGUUUGAGCAACAACCAGAUAACCGAUAUUAUGCUUCAAAUCUUAAAAGGUGUGAAUUACCUUCACAAUCAAAAUAUCAUGCACAGAGACUUGAGCCCAGACAACAUUCUUGUCUUUGAAAAUGGGACUAAAUUCAAGCUUUGUGACUUUGGACUUGCUUCUCACAAUGCGGAAUCCAUUAAUUACGUGGGCAAAAAGUACUUUAAAGCCCCGGAAAUCUCCAACGAAGAAGAGUACAGCUAUAACAACUAAGUUGAUAUAUGGUCAGCUGGAGUUAUCUUGAACUACUUAUGCACAGAAAAUUAUGACAUAGAUGGGAAAAGAUUGAGUGACAUUAAAAAGAGAGAUCCUACUCAUGCAUUUAAUCUUCCUUCAACUAGAAAAAUAUUUGAGCCACUUUUAAACAAGAUGCUAACACUUAAUCCUGCUCAAAGACCACAGGCACUUGAAAUUAUAGCUGAUUUGUGCUUACUGAUCAAUGAACCUUUAAACAAACAUAUUGACGAAGAAGAAAAGUCUAAUGAAGCUAUUAUUAUCCCUUAGAACAAUCUUUGUUGA
Messenger RNA from Stylonychia lemnae, 900 nucleotides. Lineage: Eukaryota; Ciliophora; Spirotrichea; Sporadotrichida; Oxytrichidae. The record is from the annotation of a GenBank genome assembly.